AACCGAAGCAAAGUUCGAGUCGAAUUAAAUAUUGUCCAAAAAGUGUUCACUCCACGGUUCUGUCUCCACGGCGGCACACGGACACAUCCGGAAGCGCGUGUUCCUCCAUUUUGCUCUCGCUGGCACGCGCGUUCUGUAAAUUCUGUGGAUUUUCCCGCCCGCACCGCCCCCGCCGCCCUCUUCGUCAAUUUCUGGAACAACUACAACCAUUUCCCCGACUUUUACCCAUUCAUCUCGCGUGUGUGUGUGUGUGUGCUACCAAAAAAUAAAAAUAAAAAUAAAUAAAUAAAAUAGAAAGCGUGUUUAACCGUGUGUAGUGUGUUUUGUGCGGAAAAUAAAAUAAAAGGAAUGCAAAUGCAGGCAGCAGGGCAAAGGCUGAAUGUGUUUUCCAAUUGAAAUCAUAGCCAGUACGUGGGAAAACGAGCUCCAGGAGUAACAGGAGCUGCGAGGAGGAUGUAGUCGCGGAAUAUCCAUGCACUUGUCUUGGUGACCUCACACCACACACACACAGGCCGACACACAAACACCAGCGACCCAGCUAGCUUUCAGGAUGUCACGCAUCCACUACGUUGACCAGGUGGAAUACCACGGAGAGUUGGCGGAGGAGGAGGUCCAGGACCUGCGGCACCUGCACUCCGGCGUUUCCACACCCCCGUCGCGGAUCUCGCCGCACGGCUCCCCCCAGCUGCAGCAGUCGCAGCGCCUGGGCAAGCACCUCAGCAAAUCCGCCUCGGAGCUGAAUGGUCACGAUUGCCAUCACAACGAAUCGCCGCACAUAUCACCCAAGCGGGCCAAGAGUGCCGUGGCCCAGCAGCUAGCCGGCCAGGGAGUCGGUGCCCCCGGAGCGGGGGGCGUGGCCAGCGGGGUGGGCGUGCUGCAGAAGACGCACGGAUUCUUCAACAACCUCCGGCAUCGGUGGAGUCGGGCGAAGAGCAAAGACCGCUUGGGCCGCAAGUCGCCCAGCGAUUUCCUCGAGGAAAGCACCGAUUAUGCGGCGGACUACAGCUCGGAGAGCAGUUCCGUAACCCAGAGUCCUCGCCAUCGCAGCACCACCAUCGGUGGCUCACCUCUGGCCCGAGAAUUCCGGGCCACGGCCAAAAUGGCCCAGGUCAUCCAGCGGUUCGGGGGCUCCAUGGAGGGGCGGAUUGAUGAGCAUCCGGAGAAUGGCGCCGCCAGCCCUCCGCCGGAACUAACCACCCAACAGCAGUUGGAGGCUUUGCAGGCCGACGAACAGCGUCGCAAGCGCGAAGCCCAAUUACGUCAAUUCGUCUUCUUUCAGCUGCGCGUCCAUCUCAAGUCCGGCAGCGACCUGGUGGCCAUGGACAAGAAUGGUCUGAGUGAUCCUUAUGUAAAGUUCAAGGUCGGCGGCAGGCUCCUCCACAAGUCGCGCACCAUUCACAGGGACCUGAAUCCUGUGUGGGACGAGGUCUUCAUAGUGCCCAUUGAGGACCCCUUUCAGCCGAUUAUUGUUAAGGUCUUCGACUACGACUGGGGCCUGCAGGACGAUUUCAUGGGCUCGGCCAAGCUGGACUUAACCCAAUUGGAAUUGGGCAAGGCCGAGGACAUCCACCUGCGGCUGUGCGAUACCGGCGGAAACGGCGAGGGUGGCAUGGGCGAGAUUCUCAUCAAUUUGACGCUAUGGCCGCGCAGCCAAGAGGACAAGGAAAUGCACUUUCAGCGCAACUCGAAGCUGGCUGAGUCAUCGAAGCGCUUGAAGUCGCAGAUCUGGAGUUCGGUGGUCACCAUUCUCCUGGUGAAGGCGAAGGACCUGCCCCUGGCGGAGGAUGGCAGCAAGCUGAACGAUACACAUUUUAAAUUCAGAUUGGGCAACGAAAAGUACAAGAGCAAGACCUCCUGGACGGAGCGCUGGCUGGAGCAGUUCGACCUACACCUCUUCGAUGAGGAUCAGAACCUGGAGCUGGCCCUCUGGAACCGCAACACUCUCUACGGCAGGGCCAUCAUCGACUUGAGCGUGUUCCAGCGCGAAACCACGCACGGCAUCUGGAAACCGCUCGAAGAUUGUCCAGGUGAAGUCCACCUGAUGCUCACCAUUAGUGGCACUACGGCCCUGGAGACAAUCAGCGACCUGAAGGCAUUCAAGGAGGAUCCCCGAGAGGCACAGCAACUGAAGGAUCGAUACAAAUUCAUCCGCUGCCUGCAGAAUCUGCGGGAUGUGGGCCACUUAACCGUCAAGGUCUUUGGAGCCACAGGGUUGGCGGCGGCAGACAUAGGCGGAAAAUCGGAUCCUUUUUGUGUCCUGGAACUGGGUAACGCCCGUCUGCAAACCCAAACCGAGUACAAGACCCUGACUCCAAACUGGAACAAGAUUUUUACUUUCAAUGUCAAGGACAUCACACAGGUGCUGGAGAUCACCGUCUACGAUGAGGAUCGCGACCAUCGUGUAGAGUUUCUCGGCAAGCUUGUAAUUCCUCUGCUGAGGAUCAAGAGCGGGGCCAAGAGAUGGUACACCCUCAAGGACAAGAAUCUGUGUGUCCGAGCCAAGGGAAACUCGCCGCAAAUUCAACUGGAAUUGACUGUAGUUUGGAACGAGAUACGGGCUGUUUGCAGAGCCCUGCAGCCCAAGGAGGAGAAACUCAUCCAGCAGGAGGCAAAGUUCAAGAGACAGCUCUUCUUGCGGAACGUCAACCGCUUGAAGGAGAUCAUCAUGGAUAUACUAGAUGCCGCCCGAUAUGUUCAGAGCUGCUUUGAAUGGGAAUCCCCAGUGCGUUCUAGCAUAGCUUUCGUUCUGUGGAUAGUGGCCUGUGUGUACGGCGACUUGGAGACAGUUCCUCUAGUACUAUUACUCAUCAUACUCAAAAACUGGCUUGUUCGCCUGAUAACUGGAACAACAGAUGCCUCUGCGGGUCAUUAUGACUACGAGUACGAUGAGGACGACGACGAUGACAAGGAGAAGGAGGAGAAAAAGUCCAUCAAGGAGCGGUUACAGGCCAUCCAGGAAGUCUCUCAGACAGUGCAGAAUACCAUUGGGUAUUUGGCCUCCCUGGGAGAGAGCACCAUCAACACAUUCAACUUUUCCGUCCCCGAACUGACCUGGCUGGCUGUGGUUUUACUCUUGGGUGCCAUUCUGGUCCUGCAUUUCGUGCCACUCCGCUGGCUCCUGCUCUUUUGGGGCCUAAUGAAGUUUUCGAGGCGCCUGCUGCGACCCAACACCAUACCCAACAACGAGCUAUUGGACUUUCUGUCCAGGGUGCCUGACAACGAGGAAAUUAACCAAUAUCGAGAGCUGCCUCCUUCGGCGCCCACCGAUCAGACUCGCAACAAUCCCAAAAAGAAACUGAAAGGAUCAUAGUCUAUAACCGGCGCGGAUGCGGCCUCCUUGCCGCAGUCCAGCGCCACCAGUGGAGGGGGGAGCGGCCAACAGCUGAUACAACGCUUCCGGGCCAAUACCAGCCAGCUGAAGCACAAAUUUGGCCAGGCCAAGAGCCUCAGUCUGAGCCAUAGCGAAUUCAAUUAGACACCAAUGUUAAUUAAGGAUAUUAGGGCAACACACCACAUUCAACAUCAAACUCCACCCAACUCGACUCAAUUAUGCAGCACAAAGUUUGCUUAACUUAUUUUCCUAAAAACUAUAUAUAUAGAGCUAUACCAGAGAAUAUAAAUGUACUAUAUAUGUAUGGAGAGAUCCAACUAUUUACACUCAACAAAAAGCUACUGUACAUACACGAGGAUAUGGCCCGCAUAUAGGACUCUAAUUGAAACAUUGCAUGUACCUAAGGUUAACCCCCAUCUCUCAAAACUAUCUCUUAACUAUUCAAAUAUCUACCAAACGUCAAAUUGCUAAGCUCCAAAUGCAGAUUCCAAAUGCGAUCCAAUUGUUUGUAUUGUAUAUUUCGAUUUGUGAUAUUUUCAAAGAAUUUUGCAACUAGGCUUACAACUACUUAUGUGACUUACGAAUCCACGGAAGCUCCACAACCGCACCGAAGUUUCCCUAAACUCCAUUUACAUUUGUAACAUUUACCUCUCGAUUGCACUCGAAUUGUUUAAGGAUGCUUCUUUAUAACGUUUAUAUAUACACCUAUAGUUAUACCUAAACCAGCCUCUAACUAAAUUUAAUAAAUCUAAUUUAUUGUAAUUAUUUCAUUCGGCAAAAACCAAAAAGAGAAGAGAAUUGUUCAAAACAUUUUUUGCUAAAGUCUAUAUAUAUACAUAUAUUUAUUAACUAUGUCUAGGAUAAUCAGCUCGUCGAGGCCCAGGCCCAGCCAUACUUAUGUAUAACUAAAUCAAUUAAACUAAAUUGCUACUGUAAACCCUCUCCGAUCGAUCCAUUUGAUAAAAUUUAGAUAGUUCAACUAUUUUGUACCCCACAGAUGAGCAACAACAAAGUUUUUAUAUACAUACCGAACUCAAUUAACUAAUUAGCACCUAAGUUAAGUUUGUUAUUUUUCAAUAUACUUAUAUAAAUGUAUAUGUAUACAUAUAUUGCGGCAAAAAUAAAAACAUAUUUUUGGAUUUCGCUCAAAAUAUAUACCUUUGAGUGAUUGUCAAACUGUUAGGAGGGUAAUUGUGAAAC
Messenger RNA from Drosophila bipectinata, 4531 nucleotides. It is a transcript of the gene Mctp, whose product is annotated as multiple C2 domain and transmembrane region protein. Lineage: Eukaryota; Metazoa; Arthropoda; Insecta; Diptera; Drosophilidae. Gene Ontology annotation, molecular function: calcium ion binding. Gene Ontology annotation, cellular component: synaptic vesicle membrane. The record is from RefSeq and is a predicted model, not a curated record. Gene Ontology annotation, biological process: regulation of neurotransmitter secretion.